Messenger RNA from Nannochloropsis gaditana CCMP526, 1340 nucleotides. It is a transcript of the gene SF3B2, whose product is annotated as splicing factor 3B subunit 2. Gene Ontology annotation, biological process: mRNA splicing, via spliceosome. The annotation marks the transcript as partial. The transcript has 2 exons. Gene Ontology annotation, cellular component: U12-type spliceosomal complex; U2 snRNP; nucleus. The record is from RefSeq and is a predicted model, not a curated record.
AGGCAAAGCAACUUCUCAUCUAAGUUGGAAGAGUAUAGGCGUGCCUAGUGUACCUUUUGGGAGGAGUGUUGCGAUUGUCUUGAACAGGAAAGCAGGCGCGUCACGGGGAGCCGAGGAAGGAAACAAAGCACGAAAAAGUCUUUGAGGUGUUCGCGGCCCAGGCAGCAUGUCGGAUAAUGAGCAUGACCAUAAGCUGGAAAAUGGUCCCGCCAAAAUCAACGGGAAGGCGGCGGGGAAGAUCUCGAAAAAUCAAAGAAGGAGAGAGAAGAAGAAGGCUGCCAAGAGAAUGGCGCAUGAGUCCGGGGGGGGGCAUACCAACGGCAGCGUUCCCACUGCCUCCGGUGCUCCUCCCCCGGCGCCAGCGCCCGACGUCGAAAUCCAAUAUGUGUCGGCCGACCUGGAGAGCGAGUUGGCGGGUGAUGACCCGGCGCUGGAAGAAUUCAGGGAGAUCUUCAAGAAGUUUUCCACGGCGGAGGAGCUCUGUGGCACCAGCGUGGACGAUGAAAAAGGGGUUGACGAGGGAGGAGAGGGUGCGGGGGAGAAAGUUUCAGGCGGUGAGGGCCGGGGGGGGGAGGAGGACGAGGAGGAGGAGAAAACUGGGUCGCGUCUAUCUAGAAAACAACGGAAGAAGCUGAACCGACUGUCGGUGGCGGAGCUCAAGCAGCUGGUAGCCCGACCCGACGUGGUGGAGGCGCACGACGUGACCUCCCAGGACCCGCAGCUCCUCGUGCAGAUGAAGGCCUACCGCAACUCGGUGCCGGUGCCCAGACAUUGGUGCCACAAGCGGAAGUACCUGACGGGGAAGCGCGGCAUCGAGAAGGCGCCCUUCGAGCUCCCCGACUUCGUCAAGGCUACCGGGAUCCAGAAGCAGCGGGAGGCGAUGGAGGAGAAGCUGCGCCUGCAGACGGCCCGCCAGAAAAUGCGCGAACGUGUGAACCCGAAGAUGGGGCGGAUGGACAUCGACUACGCCGUGCUUGAGGACGCCUUUCUCCGCUACCAGACCAAGCCCCCCCUAACGCCGCACGGCGAGCUCUACUACGAAGGCAAGGAGUUCGAGGCGCGCACCCGGAACCACACCCCAGGCGUGCUCUCGGAGGAGCUGGUCAACGCACUUGGCAUCCCCCCCCUCUACCCGCCUCCUUGGCUCAUGAACAUGCAGCGGUACGGCCCCCCUCCCGCCUAUCCUGCGCUGCGGAUCCCGGGCUUGAACGCUCCUUUGCCCGAAGGGGCGAGCUUCGGAAUGCACCCGGGAGGUUGGGGGAAGCCGCCCGUGGAUGAGUACGGGAGGCCUUUGUACGGGGAUGUGUUUGGAGUGCUGGGAGGGGGCGACGGGGGGGCGC